Serpula lacrymans var. lacrymans S7.9 is the source of this 150-nucleotide messenger RNA. RefSeq lists its product as uncharacterized. Gene Ontology annotation, molecular function: RNA polymerase II cis-regulatory region sequence-specific DNA binding; zinc ion binding; DNA-binding transcription factor activity, RNA polymerase II-specific. NCBI's taxonomy places the organism in Eukaryota, Fungi, Basidiomycota, Agaricomycetes, Boletales, Serpulaceae. The transcript has 2 exons. Gene Ontology annotation, biological process: negative regulation of transcription by RNA polymerase II; positive regulation of transcription by RNA polymerase II. The record is from RefSeq and is a predicted model, not a curated record. The annotation marks the transcript as partial.
UGCGCCAACUGUGGGACAAGCACCACGCCCCUUUGGAGGCGAGAUGACGUUGGCAACAACAUUUGUAACGCGUGCGGGUUGUAUUUCAAGCUCCAUGGAACUCACCGACCGAAUUCUAUGAAGAAGACGGUCAUCAAGCGGAGAAAACGC